GUGGCAGCACCGAUUACCAGAGAAGGAAGAAAUAUAUUUUCGUUAAGAUUGCAGAAGUUCUCUCUUUGAAAGCUUAUUACGUACUAUGACAGUGCAUUAACAAUGAUAAAAGCAAUACUUGUUUUCAAUAACCAUGGAAAGCCACGAUUGAUAAAAUUCUUCCAGUAUUAUAAUGAGGAAGCGCAGCAGAACAUAGUGCGUGAGACAUUCCAGCUGGUAUCAAAACGUGAUGACAGUGUCUGCAACUUCUUGGAAGGUGGCAGUCUCAUAGGUGGUUCAGAUUACAAGUUAAUCUAUAGGCACUAUGCAACACUAUACUUUGUUUUCUGUGUUGACUCGUCCGAGAGUGAGCUGGGAAUCUUGGAUCUCAUUCAAGUGUUUGUGGAAACUUUAGACAAGUGUUUUGAAAAUGUCUGUGAAUUGGACUUAAUAUUUCAUGUAGACAAGGUGCAGUACAUUCUAUCCGAGGUUGUGAUGGGUGGGAUGGUUUUAGAGACCAACAUGAAUGAGAUAGUCACACAAAUAGAGGCCCAGAACAAGCUGGAGAAAAACGAAGCUGGUUUAUCUGCAGCACCAGCCAGAGCUGUCUCUGCAGUGAAGAACAUGAAUCUUCAGCAACAAAUCAAGGACAUAAAGCUUCCAGACCUUCCAAACCUAAGAAACCUUCAGUUCUAGCAUGUUGGACAGAGUUCGUCUGGCGGCCAUCCAUGAAUGUCUGUCAAAUUUUCUGAGACACUCCAUAGCUUUUGCUAAUAGUGCAUCAUAUUUUCUGUAAUUUUUAUUUUGUAUUUUGUUUAACAAAGUAAAUCGGUUUUUAUAUAUUCAAAUAUCAAUUCUUUAUUAUGCGGUUACUUGCAAGCUGACACAAAUACGUUGAAAGUUAAUUUUUUGUUUGAUAAAUUUGUCGUGAAAACAAAUUAAAGAUUAUUAUUUCAGAAUUAUUAAUAUUUAUAUAUAAUACUCUAGCUAGUACAGUUGGGUAGACAUUAUCCUUGCAACAAUUAAUCAGUGUUUAUCUAUACCUGGGAGCCUUACUGAUUUCUAAAUUGUGUAUAAAUAUAUUUAUUUUAAAAACUACAUCUUGUAAUUAUUGAUUGUAAUUUGGCAUAUGUGAUAUCAAGGAAUUGGGGACAUGCAAAAUUAAGUGUAAAAUUUGUGAAACUUCAAGAUGAUUUAUGGAAAGCAUCAAUCUCUGUCAUUUAUGUCCAAGUGAUAUAAUACAGUAGCAGUUUUCGUAGUUCUCUGUCGUGUCUGUAAAACGCGUGUUCACGCACUAGGCCGGUUUGAAGAAUCGUUUUGUAGGUUCUGCCUCUGGUUCUGCUUGUCACCAGGUGGGGCAGCGCCAUCUAGCGUCAAGAAUCAAUUAUGGUUUUCUGCGUAGGUUUGGCUACUCAGAAAUAGCUCUCCCAAAAUCUUAUCGUUCUGCAGGAAGGGAGGUUCAAAUGUCUGGGUUUGACCAUUGCAAUUACUCAUAAUACAUACUAUAUUCUUGCAUUAUAUCAAGAGCGUAUAAAGAAGGUAUAACCUUCUUUAUACGCUCUUGAUUAUAUUCAUGUGUCUAAGUAGGAGAUUCAAGCCAGUUUUGGAAUUUGUAGGUUCUGGAUUCUCAUCAGGAUCAGUGAUACGUCAUGUAUAGUGAUGGAUGGAUGUUGCAGUGCUUUUGAUAGAUAUGGAUGAUGUUUUGUAUUGCAUGUUGAUCAUACUAUGUGACCGGUGAUAGCGAAAUGAGUCACUUGGGGGCAAUUUUGACAUUUUAGGUUGAAUACAUAUUUAGAUACCUGAGAUUCAUAGCUUUCUAUUGUUAUAUAGAUAUGGAAAAGUGGCUGAAAAAUGAAUAUUUUAUGACCAUUAUAAAUCGAGAUAUCAUGCGAUUAAAAUUUCCUGAGAAUUGUCUAAAAUAAGGGCUGAAAACUAAUAUCAUUCACUGAUAUUAUUAGCCGACACUCCUUAUAAAUCAUUCAAUUUAAGCAGGUUUUAAUAGAAUUAAGACGUUUUUGAUUAUACAGAUUAAAAGUAAACAUUGUAGAUAAUUGUUUUGAAAAAAAAAUUUCACGAAAAUUAAAAAAAUAAUAUUUUUUUUAAAUCGAUUGUACAGUAGAAUGCUACUGUGCGACUUCCGACUCAUUUGGCUAUCACGGGUCACAUAUAUGUUUCAAUAUAUUUUAAGGUUAUUGUUAUGGUGAAAGCGUUUCUUGUCACCUAUGUUACUACAACUAUACACAUCAAUGCGUGUGCACGUGGUAGUACAUGUAUGGGUCACGUUUAUCCAUACCAUCAGUCUACUCACCGUACUUCAAUAGUACUUCUAAAACUAACUAAGAGGAUGGUCCGGCAUCCAUGGCGAGUAGAGUGAAUUUAGUUGAUCUGAUGAACGUGGUUAGCUUCACCUUGGUCGUUAUAGGUGUUAGGCAGCAAUCGUUUACAAUUAUAAAUAUCGUUUCCAAUUAAAAGGAUAAAGGAAACAUUUUACUGUUUAUACCAUUUCAUCCCCAUGUAAUGACGGUUAUCGCAUGACAUUGCACAAUUAAGUCAUGUCAUUUAGCGUGGCAGAACUAUUGUUUCUCUGUAAUCUACAAUGUAUAUCAUUAAUUCGAUCACUGAGGUGUGUAUAUUGUGAAUAGCGAAUGGCGCUAUAUGUCAUGCGUAUGUAAAAAAAAAUCCGCGUUUAUGACAUAUAAUAUAUGACAUAAAGAAUAA
This is a messenger RNA of Priapulus caudatus, 2697 nucleotides long. Its product is annotated as AP-3 complex subunit sigma-2-like. The transcript is spliced from 6 exons. The record is from RefSeq and is a predicted model, not a curated record. Gene Ontology annotation, biological process: Golgi to vacuole transport; intracellular protein transport. Lineage: Eukaryota; Metazoa; Priapulida; Priapulimorpha; Priapulimorphida; Priapulidae. Gene Ontology annotation, cellular component: intracellular membrane-bounded organelle; membrane coat; AP-3 adaptor complex. The coding region runs from base 103 to 675 and encodes 190 amino acids.